Messenger RNA from Pelagomonas calceolata, 482 nucleotides. Lineage: Eukaryota; Pelagophyceae; Pelagomonadales; Pelagomonadaceae. The record is from the annotation of a GenBank genome assembly.
AUGGCGCCUCGCGCCCUAACGCUUCUCGCGCUCGCGCUCGCGACGCAACUUAGUGUCGAGGGCUUCAGCCAGAGUGACAAUAGCGCCUGGAACGCGCGCUUUGCAGAACUGCACAACGACCUCUACACCGCGCCGCUACCGGCCGCUCUCGAUCAGUGCCGGAACAAGGGCAAAUCCACUCUCGCCCAAGUCACGGUCGCCGGCAACAAGCUAUCGUCGGAGCUCGCGGCGACCUGCGGCGCGAACACGCUCUGCAUCAUCGAGGGCGCCGUCGAGGUCGACCGGAACUGGAACGUCGGCGCAUUGAUCGUCAAGGGCUCGCUGGCGCUCUCCGGCGGCCGCUGGCUCUGGCGCGUACACGGGGUGCGACACUACCCACGCACCGAACACGCGACCUUUCCCCCGCCCCGCCCUGCGCGUUCGCUUAUUAGGCGACGCCUCUUCCUCUUCCACGCCCUUUUCCUCUUUGUUUCUUCUUCUAA